This is a messenger RNA of Branchiostoma belcheri (Belcher's lancelet), 819 nucleotides long. Its product is annotated as target of rapamycin complex subunit lst8-like. Gene Ontology annotation, biological process: TOR signaling; regulation of actin cytoskeleton organization. Gene Ontology annotation, cellular component: TORC1 complex; TORC2 complex. The transcript is spliced from 8 exons. Bases 1 to 819 code for a protein of 272 amino acids. The record is from RefSeq and is a predicted model, not a curated record. Gene Ontology annotation, molecular function: protein binding. NCBI's taxonomy places the organism in Eukaryota, Metazoa, Chordata, Leptocardii, Amphioxiformes, Branchiostomatidae.
AUGAUAGCUGCAGCUGGGUACCAACACAUCCGGAUGUACGACCUGAACUCCAAUAACCCCAACCCUGUGGUGAACUAUGAUGGCAUCAGUAAGAACGUGACGGCCGUCGGGUUCCACGAGGAUGGGAAGUGGAUGUACACGGGAGGGGAGGACGCCUGUGCCAGGAUCUGGGACCUCAGAUCACGAAACUUGCAGUGCCAGAGAAUAUUCCAAGUGAAUGCUCCUAUCAACUGUGUGACUCUACAUCCAAACCAGGGAGAGUUGAUUGUUGGAGACCAGACUGGUGCCAUCCAUGUGUGGGACCUGAAAACAGACCACAACGAACAACUGAUCCCAGACCCUGAUGCAUCCAUCCAGUCAGUCAGUAUAGAUGCUGAUGCCUCAUACAUGGCUGCAGUCAAUAACAAGGGCAUGUGUUAUGUGUGGACCCUGUCAGGAGGGUCAGGGGAGGAACACACUCAGCUGCUCCCUAAAACAAAGAUCCAGGCUCACAAGAGGUACGCACUCAAGUGCAAGUUCAGCCCAGACUCCACACUUCUGGCGACCACGUCUGCCGACCAAUCAGUGAACAUCUGGCGAACGACAGACUUCUCGCUGAAGUGUAACCUGGCGCUGAAGAACAGCACGUUGACAGAACAGGUGCAGAAACGCUGGGUGUGGGACUGUGCCUGGUCCAGCGACUCACAGUAUCUCGUCACAGCUUCGUCAGACAACAUGGCCCGUCUGUGGGCGGUGGAGCAGGCUGAGGUAAAGCGUGAGUACAGCGGACAUCAGAAGGCCGUUAUAUGUCUGGCCUUUAACGACUGCCCACCAACUUAA